Molecule: messenger RNA, 1608 nt
Organism: Neltuma alba
Lineage: Eukaryota; Viridiplantae; Streptophyta; Magnoliopsida; Fabales; Fabaceae
Product: UDP-glycosyltransferase 87A1-like
Exons: 2
Coding region: 195-1550 (451 amino acids)
Molecular function (GO): quercetin 3-O-glucosyltransferase activity; quercetin 7-O-glucosyltransferase activity
Source: RefSeq, a predicted model, not a curated record
GUAAAUUACUCCAAAGAGAAGAAGAAUGCGCGUGCAUGAUUAGUGGUCAUUGGAUUGGGACCCAACGAGAGACAUAACUAAGGAAGCCAAAAACCAUUCGCCCGCCAACCAACACCUCAUCGCGAAGAGCUUCUUCUCCUUCUUCAUCGUCUUCACUUGGAUAACUUCCUGCUUCUGCAACAUUUCUCUCUCCCAUGGAAGUCCCACCAAUAGCGGCCUGCCACGUGGUGGCCAUGCCCUACCCAGGUCGAGGCCACAUCAAUCCCGUACUCAACUUCUGUAACUGCCUUCUCUCCAAAAGCCCUGACAUUCUCGUCACCUUUGUCGUCACUGAAGAAUGGCUCGGCUUCAUCGGCUCAGAAGCCCAGUCCAUCAAUUUUCGGUUCAGCACUGUACCCAACGUAAUCCCCUCCGAACUGGACCGUGCAGCCGACCUUCUCGGCUUCGUCGAAGCUGUCAUGACAAGGAUGGAGUCUCCGUUUGAGAAGCUCCUCGAUCGGCUUGAGCCGCCGCCUACACUCAUUAUAUACGAUACUCUUCUCUUCUGGGUCGUCGGAGUCGGAAAUCGAAGGGACAUCCCUGUUGCGUCGUUUUGGACUAUGUCUGCGUCGUUUUUCUCUGUGUAUCAACACCAUCAUCUCUUAGAGCAACAUGGCCAUUAUCCCGUCAACGCGUUAGAAGUAGGCCACAAACGUGUGGAUUAUUUUCCCGGAAUUUCCUCAACCCGUCUAGUGGAUUUUCCCCUUAGCGACGGAAGCUCUCCUAGCCGAAGAAUGCUGCAAUUGGGCUCAAAAGCUCUUUCUUGUAUACCAAAACUACAAUAUCUGUUAUUCCCCACAAUUUACGAGCUUGAAACUGAAGCCAUUCAUGUGUUAAAAUCUGAGUUCUCUUUGCCCAUUUACACUAUCGGCCCUACAAUACCAAACCCAAAUCUCUUUUCUUCAACCUCUGAAGAAACCUACUUUCAAUGGCUGGGCAAACAACCCUCUUGUUCUGUGCUGUACAUCUCACAAGGAAGCUUUCUCUCAGUAUCAAACCCUCAGAUUGAAGAAGUCGCAGCUGGUUUACGUCUAAGCGGUGUUCGAUUCUUGUGGGUAGCACGAGGAGAGACUCGAAGGCUAAGAGAGAUUUGUGGAGAUAAGGGCUUAGUUUUGGAAUGGUGUGAGCAAUUGACAGUGUUAAUGCAUGAUUCUAUAGGUGGUUUCUGGUCUCAUUGUGGCUGGAAUUCUACUAGAGAAGGUGUUUUUACUGGUGUUCCUUUCCUUACUUUUCCCAUUGUGAUGGAUCAACAAUUCAACAGCAAGAUGAUAGUGGAAGAUUGGAAAGUUGGGUGGAGGGUGAAGAAAGAUGUUGAUCCUCAAAGAUUGAUAACUAGAGAUGAAAUUUCUGGUUUGUUGCAGAAGUUUAUGGAUUUGGAUGAUGAAGAAGGAAGAGAAAUGAGAAAGAGAGCUAAAGAGCUUAAGCGGAUAUGUCAGCUUUCAAUAGCAAAAGGUGGCUCUUCUGAAAUUAAUAUCAAUGCAUUUGUCAAAGAUAUUACAAAGAGGGGUUGAUAUAAUUAAGUUCUGUCUUUUUUAAUAUGCUGUUUAAAUAAGGAAAAUAACUUGAAUU